CCGCCCCGCCCGCCGCCCCGCCCCCUCGCUCUCUCGCUGGGGUUGGGAGCGCCGGGCUGAGCGGGAGGCGGCGCCGCUCCGCGCUGCUGGGAGGGCCGCGCCGUCCGCUUUCUGCAGACCCGCCUCCGCCAGCGUCUCGUCGCCACCUCGGUCCCCGUGCCGGGCCGAAGCCGCGGGCCGUCGCGGGCGGCCGGGUCCGCGUCCUGCCGCAGCGCCCGGAGGACAUGCGGGAGAGAGAAUGAGCCAGAGGGACACGCUGGUGCAUCUGUUUGCCGGGGGAUGUGGUGGUACCGUGGGAGCUAUUCUGACAUGUCCACUGGAAGUUGUAAAGACUCGGCUGCAGUCUUCUUCUCUGACGCUUUACAUCUCUGAAGUUCAGCUGAACACCAUGGCCGGAGCCAGUGUCAACCGAGUAGUGUCGCCAGGACCUCUCCAUUGCCUGAAGGUGAUCUUGGAGAAAGAAGGACCUCGUUCUUUGUUUAGAGGAUUAGGCCCCAAUUUAGUGGGGGUGGCUCCUUCCAGAGCAAUAUAUUUCGCUGCUUAUUCAAACUGCAAGGAAAAAUUGAAUGGUGUAUUUGAUCCUGAUUCUACCCAGGUACACAUGAUUUCAGCUGCAAUGGCAGGUUUUACCGCAAUCACUGCAACCAACCCCAUUUGGCUUGUAAAGACUCGGUUACAGCUUGAUGCAAGGAACCGUGGGGAAAAGCAAAUGGGCGCUUUUGAAUGUGUUCGUAAAGUGUACCAGACUGAUGGACUAAGAGGAUUUUAUAGGGGCAUGUCUGCUUCAUAUGCUGGAAUAUCAGAGACUGUUAUCCAUUUUGUUAUUUAUGAAAGUAUUAAGCAAAAACUACUGGAAUAUAAGAUUGCUUCGACGAUGGAAAAUGAUGAAGAGUUUGUAAAAGAAGCAAAAGAUUUUGUGGGAAUGAUGCUGGCUGCUGCCACCUCGAAAACUUGUGCCACGAGUAUAGCAUAUCCACACGAAGUUGUAAGAACAAGACUACGUGAAGAGGGAACAAAAUACAGAUCUUUUUUUCAGACACUGUCUUUGGUUGUUCAAGAGGAAGGGUACGGGUCUCUUUACCGUGGCCUAACGACGCAUCUGGUGAGACAGAUUCCCAACACAGCCAUCAUGAUGGCCACCUACGAACUGGUGGUUUACCUGCUCAAUGGAUAGCAAUGUCAGGCCGCCGGAUAGAAAGAGGGAGACCAAAAGAGUACAGUGGACCAUGGAGUAUCGGAACCAGCAUGAUGGACAGAAGAAAAAUGGUUUGGGAACGUGUCACUAUGUCUAAGUGGAAGUCUGGUUGUUGGAAUUCAAAUAAUCAUAAUCACAUUACUUGACCUUUUCAGUAAUGUGAAUAAAACCUGGCUGCCUUCAAGAAAAAGCCUUUAGAAGCACUCCUUCCUCAAAAUUGCCAUUUUCUCUACCAUGUCCAUGGGACACAGCUGCAUUUUGUUUAUUUGUGGCAGAGUAUAGUAUUUAUUCCAUGAAUACUUUUCCAGUCUUCUAAACAAAGCCAUCCCUAGUUAUAUACCAGUCUAUAAGCUAUCCAAAGAUAGUAUUGGCGGUCAUAAAUUUCUAACUUUUGGCUUCUGUGUAAUUCUUAUAAAAUAACAGGAAUAGUGUGAUUCUCACUAUCACUUUCACAUUAGUCCUUGAGAGGAUCUGGCUCAGUACUUUAAAAUUAAUUAUUUGGCAUCAGUUGACAACUAAUGAAAUACUGUCCUAAGUAUCUUGACAUCUUUGUCAUUAAAAUGUUUUGGUUCCUCUGCUGCAGCAGAUGCUUGCUGUUUAGCAUAAUGUGGACACAACUAGUUAAUUUAUGUAUCAAAACUCAAAUGGUAAUAGUUUGGGACAAAAUAAACCAGUAAAAAUAUUGAUUUUUUAGGCCAUUUCAGCAUAUCCUCUUCUCUUGAAUGAAUGCAGUUGUCUUUUCCGUGAUUUACUGGUUUUGAACUUGAAUUACCACAAGCAUUGUUUUCUUAAAAUGGAAAAAAUUUACCACUCCUGGGUCUUUCUCAAUUUGCUUUCACAUUAAGAAUUUGAACCUCUGGAUUUUUUUUCCAGAUCUAUGAUAUAUAGAUUACAUUUAUUUCAUAGAGAAAAUGGUAAUUUUCAGUUUUGCCCCUCAAGUUUUUUGUUUUGUUUUUAAGGCGACAUAAAUACCCGGGGCCUGCUAUCUGAUUGAGCAGGUGAGUGAUCCUAAUUGGCAUGGGAUCAUUUUGUAAAUGACAAACUGCUUUUGCAAAGAAAUUUAUCCUAGUUUCUUGAAUGGUAAAUCAGAAAGAUUCAAGUUAAUUCAGAUUAAGUGUGCUAACAGGAUAUAGCUUUUACAUUUUGCUGUUGAGUUCGACUGCACCCUUUAAUACUUUACAUGUAUUAUAUGUAUGACCCUUAGGAAGAUGUUGGCUGCAAUUCUAUUAAGAGGCUUUAGCUUACAGUUGUUGCUGUACAAAAAUUUCUACAGUUAACCUCCAAUGUGGUACUCAUUUCAAUACACAUGAACUGUACAUUUGUGCAAUGGCUUUUCCUUAAGAACGACUCUGUGAAUGCACUUUGUGGCCUUUCAGCGGGGGAGGUGGUAAAAGGAGAGAAUCCCAUGUUAAAAAGAAAUUUUUUUUAAAUAUUGGUCAUGUAUUAGGCAGAAAGUGUUCAUAACAUUUUUUCUGGACUCUUGGUAUGUUUGGAAAUCUUUAAUGUAAAUGGUUAAGUAUUCUAUGUACACUGUAGUGACCUAACAUCGAAAAUUAUAGCAUGUCAUUGCAAGCUUCUCUGCUGUCACCAAUGAAACACAGUGCCCUCUUAAAUUCCUCCCCCUUCUUACCUUCCUUGUAAACAACAAUAACUGGAUGUUUUUUAGGUGCUUUGGUUGGAAUUGAAAACAUUCCAAUCUAUUUGGAGACCAAAGGCAAAAUUGACUUUCAUUACCUUUGGAAUUAUUCUUAACUUUUAUGGUGAAUUUCAGCUUUGAUAUUUAUUGAGGAACAUGCCAAAAAAAAAAACCAAACAACAACAACCCACAAAAAAAUGGGUUUCUAACUUAAAUCUGUAAAGAAAGUCUCCAUCUACAGUGUUUGCCUUUUCAGGUGCCACUCGUCCUGCCUAACGUAGUGCCAUUUGCUUUGUGAAGAUUCGUAAAUAUUAGUUGUAUUGAAGUGGAACAGAGACUCCCCUUAGCUUAAUGAUCUCAGUACCCCAUAAAUGCUAAGAAUGAUAUGGAAACCAGCAGCUGAGGAACAUCUUAUUAUUUAGUUGUAGCACAUUCAUAGCAAGUGUCCUUCAAGGAUGAACAUGUAUUCUAUUCCUGUUUAUAUUUAGCAAGUAAAAUUUACGUUGACCUUUAGUGCAUAGCUUUUAAAAGUGAGUUUUAUAUAUGCACUGGGAGGAAAAGAUCUUAGUCUUAGGCUUUGUUUCUUUGUGCAACAACUGGAAAGGAGCAAUGUUGUUUGUUUUCUUUUUACCCCAAAGUACAGUCAGCUGUAGUUUACUUUAUGUAUGGCAGAGAUAAUUUGAAAAACAAAAACACUACAAGUUAUUUAUAAAAUUUGCCUCUAAAACACUUCUUUGUAGCUUUUGUUUUUAAUUGAUGUAAAUGUUUAAAAAGAAAAACGUAUACCUAAAGCAUUGGACUUUUUUUAAAACAGUGUUUUGUUUUCAUCUGUUUUCUAUCAGAUAACAUUUCUAAUAUGAAGGUAUUCAGCACUCUACAGAUGGCUAUGUAUUUUUAUUGGAGAAAAUUAAACUGAACUUUUUCAAGUUAAAGCAGUAGAUACUGAAAUAGCAUACUUUCAUAGAGCAGCAGAAAGAACUCUGGUGCCUAUGGCUCAUAGAAAACAGUCUCCUUAAUUUUAAAGUCCAAAUUUAAGAAUCUCCAAACCCUGUGAUUGUGGGAACCUUUACAGUGCUUUUAAAUCCAGGAAAAAAUUAUCACCAAAGCCUUGUCUUGAUUUUUAUUAUGUAUGUAACUGUGGAACCAGCCUUUCUGGAUGGGGCCCACAAGUAAUUGAUUUGUAACUUCAAAACCAAGAAUAGAAUAUUAUUAGAUAAUUUAAUCCAGCCUUUUGUCUCCUAAAACCUAAUGCCCAUUGUAGAAAAGCAUUAGUAUAUCAAGACCAGCAGAGUUUGGGUUAAAAACAAUGAGGGUUUAACCUUAUUGGAGCAUAAACAUGUCAGUAUUUUUAUAUUUGUGUUAAAUCACUAAAAAUAUUAAUUUGAACUUGAAGGAUUUGAAUGCUAGAAAUCAAUCUAUCCCUUCUUCUCCUGGUGUGGUUCCUGCCUGUCUUUGGUUGUUUACAUGCCUUCUGCCCAGACUGUUAGUACAAUAGUAUAUAUAGGGACCCUCUGGGUCUGAUAAAUAUAAUAGUUUAGGUUUUUCCUCUAAUAUUGAUCAUGACUUCAACAUUCCUAAGAACAGAUAGUUCUGAGUGAUUUAAAUCGGAAGGAAUUAUAUAAAGACAUAAUGUACUAACUUUCUGCCUACUCAGAUCUCUUCCCUGUCAUGCCCUUAUAUUUCUCAUUAAGCUAUAUACUGCUUUUUAUGUUACUCUUUUUUAGAAACUGAAAUUCUAGUUUCACUCAGUUUUUGUGUUAAACAUUUUGAAUGUAUACCCCUGUAUAUGUGAACAAUUAAAUCUUGACCUUUCAAAGUCAUAGCUAAAUAAUUAACUUCAGGAGUUGAUAUCUUUUGACCAUUUAUAUGAGGAUUGCUAUUGUAUUCUGUACAUGCCUGUAAAUUAUGUGCAUUUCCUCUGUGUUUGUUAACUAGCUGAAUUUUAUUUGAAUUGUGGAAAGUUUAAAAAUUAAAAUAUGCUUAUGAAAAUA
Pipistrellus kuhlii (Kuhl's pipistrelle) is the source of this 4822-nucleotide messenger RNA. It is a transcript of the gene SLC25A36, whose product is annotated as solute carrier family 25 member 36. NCBI's taxonomy places the organism in Eukaryota, Metazoa, Chordata, Mammalia, Chiroptera, Vespertilionidae. The record is from RefSeq and is a predicted model, not a curated record. Gene Ontology annotation, cellular component: mitochondrion. Bases 239 to 1174 code for a protein of 311 amino acids. Gene Ontology annotation, molecular function: pyrimidine nucleotide transmembrane transporter activity. The transcript has 7 exons. Gene Ontology annotation, biological process: pyrimidine nucleotide import into mitochondrion.